Lycium ferocissimum is the source of this 948-nucleotide messenger RNA. Its product is annotated as protein SODIUM POTASSIUM ROOT DEFECTIVE 2-like. Bases 518 to 931 code for a protein of 137 amino acids. NCBI's taxonomy places the organism in Eukaryota, Viridiplantae, Streptophyta, Magnoliopsida, Solanales, Solanaceae. The transcript has 3 exons. The record is from RefSeq and is a predicted model, not a curated record. Gene Ontology annotation, molecular function: metal ion binding.
CUACUCACAUGCCAAAAAAGUUUGUGGAUUUUUUUCUAGUCUCUGUUUACCUCACUUCUUCCUCUCUGAUCAUUUCGAUCUUAAAAGAAAGGCUUUGAUUUUCUUUCAGUUGUACAUAUAUAGUCACACGAAGAAGUCGCCCUUACUUGUACGUACGUAACAGCUAAUAUCACAUAUAGCCUUAUGGUUCUAAUUUUAGCUUUCAUAGCACAUGACAAAUUAAAUCUAGUUGGCACUUAGCUUUCAAUUGGAAGCUUCACCUCCUAUAUUACCCCAUGCAUCUUAAUGGAGUAGUAGUUUUAUCGUCCCUAGAAAAAUGGAUACUGUGUAUUCUUGACCCUCGACCUGUUUUUGGCACAAUAGCUUCCUUGGUUUUUGUUCUGCUUUUUGGGUUUCCCAAAAAUUGACCUUUACUUUGUCAUUUCAUAUCUUGAUUUACUUGGGGAGUAUUAGGCAAAUUGUAGCUUGUUGUAUGAGCUAGCUGUGAGAUAGAUAGGUACUUAUUCUAGCAUUUAAAAUGGGAAAGCUCAGCAUUGGGAGGAUUUUAGACAGUUUUGGUGGUUCAUCUGGAUCAUCAGCAUCUUGUCUUUGCGUCAAUAACUUUGGAAGAGAGCAUGAUCAUGAUGACAUAGAAAGUAAGCCACUAAUGAAUGACCAUGUGAUGAGACUCAAGGAUGUUAUUUCAGGGCCUCCAACUCUAGCAUUCCAGUUGAAGCCCAAGACGGUGGUGUUAAGAGUCUCUAUGCACUGCAAUGGCUGCGCAAGGAAAGUUGAGAAACAUAUCUCCAAAAUGGAAGGGGUGACUUCCUAUCAAGUGGAACUGGAAACCAAGAUGGUGGUGGUCAUUGGAGACAUUGUUCCAUGCGAAGUAUUGGAGAGUGUUUCCAAAGUCAAAAAUGCUGAGCUCUGGACCACUCCUUCACUACUAUAAUGUCCUUUUUUUUCUUC